This is a messenger RNA of Emericellopsis atlantica, 2136 nucleotides long. RefSeq names its product Alpha/Beta hydrolase protein. The record is from RefSeq and is a predicted model, not a curated record. The coding region runs from base 1 to 2136 and encodes 711 amino acids. NCBI's taxonomy places the organism in Eukaryota, Fungi, Ascomycota, Sordariomycetes, Hypocreales, Bionectriaceae. Gene Ontology annotation, biological process: biosynthetic process. The transcript has 3 exons.
AUGAAACGCUGCACGGCUGCGCUGCCGACCACGCGCAGCUGGCAAGCUAGGCGAUGGGCUUCGCAUGAUCGAUCGACGUUGACCCCCGAAGCUCUGCUUGAGCAAGUCCAGUCCGGUCUCGACGAGGACACAAAAGUCAUUCCAGACCAGAAGAAGGUGUCGACACCGGCAGGAGAGCUUCCUAUAUCGCCCGUCUUCGAUCCCGCAUGGAUCAAGUCGCGGCGGCGCGAACGCAAGCCAGCUGGGGCGCCGGUCUCUGGGCGCUUCAGGAAAAAGCUGGCAUCAAAUCCAUAUGCAAGAGCGUUGGCGCAGCCGUUGCGCGUGUGCGCGAUGACCAAUGCGACACUACCACGGUACUUCCUCCAGGACUUCGAGGUCAUUCACCAUCCAGAAUCCGAACAGGCUUGGUUCGCUCCCGGGCCAGCAGCCUUCCAAGGCGUAGUCCCGACCUCCAGACCGGACGGAGACCCAAGGGAGACUUUGCAGGAGGGGGAGCAAUCACCCGCAGAGAGAGAGCAGCGUGCAAGAGCUGGACAGUCCUUACAGGAAAAACGAGCAUCUAAAGACGGCGACGCCGUUGAGGUCCGUGACGAUGCGGAAGCAACCAAAGACGAGACGAGAGCUUCCCCUGACAAUCAUCGUGCCCCGCGAGCACCCCUGACUGCGUACAUGCUUAGUCGCAAAGACGUUCUGGGACAGGUGGAUCGGCAAACAAAGCUGCACGGCAGAAUCUUGGGUCGACGAAGUGGCACAGCAACGUCAGCAAAGCAAGGCAAGAUCGUCUGGCGAAAUGACAUGGGUGACUUUGUGCUGGACAAGAUGCGGCGCGUGGUUGUGGACGCGCUCAUUGCGCGGUCUGACGAAAACUUUGGUCCCCAGACUAAGUUUAUGGAGCCUGUGUCUGAUUGGGACAAGAUCAAAGACGUGCCUUCACGGGAGAGCAUCCUCUGUUUACUCAACAAGGAAGCUCGUAGUGACGGCCAUGCCGUGGACGACGCAAGUGCCGCUGCGCUGUCAUCAGCGACACCAGAGUUUGCGACCUUUGAUGUUGAGGGAGCCAAGUAUGGCAGCAAAAUGGCCGUGCAUGACCUAUAUUGGCUUCUGGGGACGACGGAAGUGGCAAGAUUGAAGGAAAACAGACCGCACCUAUUCAACGAACAUGGCUUGCUUGUCCUGAAGGGCGGACGACGGAUGUUGGAACAAGUCGGGCAACAUCGACUGUGUCUCUACGACAAAAAACAACGACUAUCACUACCAAACACACCACCACAUCACACAAUGGACGAGUUCAACCCUGAGCGCAUCCAGCCCGAGGACUGGUCUUUCCCCAACAGCCCCUCGUGCUCCUCGACGACGGCGGUCCUCAUCCACGACGGUGGAGGCACCACCUACCCCUACCACUGCCUCGGCUCCUUGUACCGCAAUGUGUACGGCAUCAGGAACCCUUACUUCUUCUCCGGCGACAUCUUCCCCGGUGGCCUCCCUGAGAUGGGCAAGGUCUACGCCGACUACAUCCGCGACGCCGUGAAGCGCAAGGACUUCAAGUGCCGCCGCAAGCUGGACGGCAGUGUCGACCUCCUCAUCGGCGGAUGGUCCCUCGGUGGUCUCCUCGCCCUCGAGGUCGCCAAGGAGCUGGCCGACGACAAGAAGAUCAACGUCGUGGGCAUGAUCAUGAUCGACUCUGUCUACACCGGUGUCGACGCCCAGCGCCAGCUCGCCGACACCGAGGCCAAGCCCAUCAACUUCUCCGAGGAGGGCAAGUCUCGCAACGAGAUCCUGUCUCUCCGCGCCAUGUCCGAGGCCGUCCGCAUGAUCGAGGACUGGACACCCCCCAAAUGGGAGGGUCGUCUCGCCGGCAAGCGCCCCAAGUGCGUCCUCCUGCGCGCCCGCGACUACUACCCCACCGAAGAGGGUGAACUCAGCACCAUUGACGUCUUCCGGGACGACGAUAUGCUCGGCUGGUCCGCAUACGACCCCAAGAUGUUCACAAAGGUGCUCGAGAUCCCCGGCCACCACUUUAGCAUAUUCGACAUGGACAAGGUCGACUCGACCACGCGCGGCCUGCAGAACGCCUUUGACAAGCUGACGCAGCCCUCGGCCCGUCAGCGCAUGCUCGCCGAGCUCCAGUGCAUGUAA